Messenger RNA from Jaculus jaculus (lesser Egyptian jerboa), 6532 nucleotides. RefSeq names its product dedicator of cytokinesis 5 (gene Dock5). Gene Ontology annotation, cellular component: plasma membrane; cytoplasm. The coding region runs from base 30 to 5636 and encodes 1868 amino acids. The transcript has 52 exons. Lineage: Eukaryota; Metazoa; Chordata; Mammalia; Rodentia; Dipodidae. Gene Ontology annotation, molecular function: small GTPase binding; GTPase activator activity; guanyl-nucleotide exchange factor activity. The record is from RefSeq and is a predicted model, not a curated record. Gene Ontology annotation, biological process: small GTPase-mediated signal transduction; cell migration.
CCGUCCGCCCGCGGGGCGACGUCGCCGCCAUGGCCCGCUGGAUCCCGACCAAGAGGCAGAAGUACGGGGUCGCAAUCUAUAACUACAAUGCUUCUCAAGAUGUGGAGCUGUCCCUGCAGAUCGGAGACACCGUCCACAUCCUGGAGAUGUAUGAGGGUUGGUACAGAGGAUAUACUCUCCAGAAUAAAUCUAAAAAGGGCAUUUUCCCUGAAACAUACAUCCAUUUGAAAGAGGCCACUGUGGAAGACCGAGGGCAGCAUGAGACCGUGAUUCCCGGGGAGCUGCCCCUCGUGCAGGAGCUCACAAACACUCUGCGAGAAUGGGCCGUCAUCUGGCGCAAGCUCUAUGUGAACAACAAGGUCGCGCUCUUCCGCCAGCUGCAGCAGAUGACGUACAGCUUGAUCGAGUGGCGUUCCCAGAUCCUGUCCGGGACGCUCCCCAAGGAUGAACUCGCAGAGCUCAAGAAGAAGGUCACGGCCAAAAUCGACCAUGGGAACAGGAUGCUCGGGCUAGACCUGGUAGUGCGAGAUGACAACGGGAACAUCUUGGACCCGGAUGACACCAGCACUAUUGCGCUCUUUAAGGCCCAUGAGGUAGCCUCAAAAAGGAUUGAGGAGAAGAUCCAAGAAGAAAAGUGCAUCCUACAGAACCUUGACCUGCGGGGCCAGGCCAUCUUUAGCACCGUCCACACCUACGCUCUGUAUGUGAACUUCAAGAACUUCGUGUGCAACAUUGGGGAGGAUGCAGAGCUGCUCAUGGCCCUCUAUGACCCAGACCAGUCCACCUUCAUCAGUGAGAACUACCUAAUCCGCUGGGGCAGCAGUGGCAUGCCCAAGGAGAUAGAGAAGCUGAAUAACCUCCAAGCAGUGUUCACAGACCUCAGCAGUACAGACCUCAUCCGGCCUCGCAUCAGCCUCGUGUGUCAGAUCGUCCGGGUGGGCCGCAUGGAGCUGAAGGAGGGCAAGAAGCACACCUGUGGGCUCCGGAGGCCUUUUGGAGUAGCAGUGAUGGACAUUUCUGAUAUUGUCCACGGGAAGGUGGAUGAUGAGGAGAAGCAGCACUUCAUUCCCUUUCAGCAAAUUGCCAUGGAAACCUACAUCCGGCAGAGGCAGCUCAUCAUGUCACCCUUGAUAACGUCUCACGUGAUUGGGGAGAACGAGCCGCUCACAUCGGUCUUGAAUAAAGUCAUAGCUGCCAAGGAAGUGAAUCACAAAGGACAAGGGCUUUGGGUGUCCUUGAAGCUGUUGCCAGGUGACCUCACACAGGUUCAGAAGAACUUUUCACACCUGAUUGACCGAUCAACGGCAAUCGCCCGGAAAAUGGGCUUUCCCGAGAUCAUCCUGCCAGGAGAUGUUCGGAAUGACAUUUAUGUCACCCUGAUCCAUGGGGAGUUUGACAAAGGGAAAAAGAAGACGCCUAAGAACGUGGAGGUGACCAUGUCUGUGUUUGAUGAAGAAGGCAACCUCUUAGAGAAAGCAAUUCACCCUGGUGCUGGGUAUGAAGGCAUUUCUGAAUACAAAUCUGUAGUCUACUACCAAGUCAAGCAGCCUUGUUGGUAUGAAACCGUCAAGGUCUUCAUUGCUAUAGAGGAGGUCACCCGCUGCCACAUAAGAUUUACCUUCCGACACAGAUCGUCUCAGGAAUCCAGAGAUAAAUCGGAGAGAGCUUUUGGGGUGGCCUUCGUGAAACUCAUGAACCCAGACGGCACCACACUGCAGGACGGGAGGCAUGACCUGGUGGUCUACAAGGGUGAUAACAAGAAAAUGGAAGAUGCUAAAUUCUACCUGACCCUGCCUGGGACCAAGGUAGAGAUGGAAGAAAAAGAACUACAAGCAGCCAAAAAUCUGUCUGCCUUUACCCCCAGUAAGGAUAGCACGAAGGACAGUUUUCAGAUUGCCACUCUCAUUUGUUCUACCAAACUCACGCAGAAUGUGGACCUGCUAGGCUUAUUAAACUGGCGUUCUAACUCCCAGAAUAUUAAGCACAACCUAAGGAAAUUAAUGGAAGUGGAUGGAGGAGAGAUUGUUAAGUUCUUGCAAGAUACACUCGAUGCACUUUUUAAUAUAAUGAUGGAAAUGUCAGACAAUGAGACCUACGACUUCCUUGUGUUUGACGCACUGGUCUUCAUCAUCUCACUGAUAGGAGACAUCAAGUUCCAGCAUUUUAAUCCCGUGCUUGAGACCUACAUUUACAAGCACUUCAGCGCUACUUUGGCAUAUGUGAAACUAUCCAAGGUACUGAACUUGUACGUGGCUAACGCCGACGACUCCAGCAAGACGGAGUUACUGUUCGCCGCUCUGAAAGCCCUCAAGUACUUAUUCCGGUUCAUCAUCCAGUCCCGAGUGCUCUACCUGAGAUUUUAUGGCCAGAGUGAAGAUGGAGAUGAGUUUAAUGACUCAAUUCGCCAUUUAUUUUUUGCCUUCAAUACACUGAUGGACAGGCCUCUGGAAGAAGCCGUCAAGAUCAAGGGGGCAGCUUUGAAGUACCUUCCUAGCAUAAUUAACGAUGUCAAACUGGUGUUUGAUCCUGUGGAGCUCAGCGUGCUCUUCUGCAAGUUCAUUCAGAGCAUCCCUGAUAACCAGCUGGUCCGGCAGAAACUUAACUGUAUGACCAGGAUCGUGGAGAGCAACCUUUUCCAGCAGUCAGAGUGCAGGGAGGUGCUGCUCCCGCUGCUGGCGGACCAGCUCAGCGGCCAGCUGGACGAGCACGCCAGCAAGCCCGACCACGAGGCCAGCUCGCAGCUGCUGAGCAGCAUCCUGGAGGUGCUGGACAGGAAGGACGUGGGCCCCACGGCGGGCCACGUGCAGCUCAUCAUGGAGCGGCUGCUGAGAAAGAUCAACCGGACCGUGAUUGGGAUGAGCCGGCAGUCGCCGCACAUCGGCGGUUUCGUGGCCUGCAUGAUUGCCAUCCUCCGGCAAAUGGACGACAGCCACUACGGGCACUACAUCAGCACCUUCAAGACCAAGCAAGACAUCAUUGACUUCCUCAUGGAAACGUUCAUCAUGUUUAAGGAUCUGAUUGGAAAGAAUGUGUAUGCCAAAGAUUGGAUGGUCAUGAAUAUGACCCAGAGCAGGGUUUUCCUCCGUGCUAUCAACCAGUUUGCUGAUGUUCUCACAAGAUGCUUCAUGGACCAGGCAAGCUUUGAACUUCAGCUCUGGAACAAUUACUUCCAUUUGGCAGUAGCAUUUCUCACCCACGAGUCCCUGCAGCUUGAGACCUUCUCACAAGCCAAGCGCAACAAAAUUGUGAAAAAAUACGGGGACAUGAGAAAGGAAAUCGGCUUUAGAAUCCGGGACAUGUGGUAUAAUCUGGGUCCUCACAAGAUCAAGUUUAUCCCUUCCAUGGUGGGUCCCAUCCUGGAAGUCACUCUGACUCCUGAAGUGGAGCUGCGGAAAGCCACGAUCCCCAUCUUCUUCGAUAUGAUGCAGUGUGAGUUCAACUUCAGUGGGAACGGCGAUUUCCACAUGUUUGAGAAUGAGUUGAUCACAAAGCUGGACCAAGAGGUGGAAGGGGGUCAAGGAGAUGAACAGUAUAAGGUUCUUCUGGAAAAACUGCUUCUAGAACAUUGCCGGAAACAUAAAUACCUCUCGGGAUCCGGGGAAGUCUUUGUCCUCCUGGUCAGCAGCCUCUUGGAGAACCUGCUGGAUUACAGAACCAUCAUCAUGCAUGAUGAGAGCAAGGAGAACCGCAUGAGCUGUACUGUGAACGUGCUGAAUUUUUACAAAGAGAAGAAGCGCGAGGACAUAUACAUAAGGUAUCUGUACAAGCUUCGCGAUCUGCACCGGGACUGUGAGAACUACACAGAAGCCGCCCACACGCUGCUGCUGCACGCCGAGCUCCUGCAGUGGUCUGACAAGCCCUGCGCACCCCAUUUGCUUCAGAGGGACAGUUACUACGUUUAUACCCAGCAAGAGCUUAAGGAGAAGUUGUAUCAAGAAAUCAUAUCAUAUUUUGACAAAGGCAAAAUGUGGGAGAAGGCCAUCAAACUGAGCAAGGAGCUGGCCGAGACCUACGAGAGUCAAGUGUUCGACUAUGAAGGCCUGGGCAGUCUCCUGAAAAAAAGAGCCACAUUUUAUGAGAACAUCAUUAAGGCCAUGAGGCCCCAGCCCGAAUACUUUGCUGUGGGAUACUACGGACAGGGCUUUCCUUCUUUCCUGCGGAAUAAGAUGUUCAUCUACCGAGGAAAGGAGUAUGAGAGGAGAGAGGACUUCAGCCUGCGCUUGCUGACGCAGUUCCCCAGUGCAGAGAAGAUGACCAGCACCACAGCCCCCGGAGAGGACAUCAAGUCCUCCCCGAAGCAGUACUUCCAGUGCUUUACCGUGAAGCCCGUGAUGAGCCUGCCGCCCAGCUACAAGGAUAAGCCAGUGCCGGAGCAGAUCUUAAACUACUACCGGGCCAAUGAAGUCCAGCAGUUCAGAUACUCCCGGCCAUUCCGGAAAGGAGAAAAGGACCCAGACAAUGAGUUUGCUACCAUGUGGAUCGAACGGACCACAUACACGACCGCUUAUACCUUCCCUGGGAUUCUCAAGUGGUUUGAAGUCAAACAAAUCUCAACAGAAGAAGUCAGCCCUCUGGAGAAUGCCAUAGAGACCAUGGAACUGACCAAUGAGAAGAUCAGCAACUGUGUGCAGCAGCAUGCCUGGGACAGGUCCCUCUCUGUGCACCCGCUGUCCAUGUUGCUCAGUGGCAUCGUGGACCCAGCUGUCAUGGGGGGAUUCUCCAACUAUGAGAAGGCAUUUUUUACAGAAAGAUACUUACAGGAACAUCCUGAGGACCAGGAGAAGGUGGAGCUGCUGAAACGACUGAUCGCGUUGCAGAUGCCUCUGCUCACAGAAGGGAUCCGCAUCCACGGGGAGAAGCUCACUGAGCAGCUCAAGCCACUGCACGACCGGCUGUCUACCUGCUUCCGGGAACUCAAGGAGAAAGUAGAAAAGCUCUAUGGGGUUAUAACACUGCCGCCCAGCCUGACGGAGAGGAAGCAGAGCCGCACGGGCUCCAUGGUGCUGCCCUACAUCCUGUCCUCCACACUGCGCAGGCUGUCCGUCACCUCGGUGACAUCCUCAGUGGUCUCCACCUCCUCCAACUCCUCUGACAACGCCCCCUCGAGGCCAGGAUCUGACGGAUCCAUCCUGGAGCCGCUCUUUGAGCGCAGGGCCUCAUCCGGUGCCAGAGUUGAGGAUCAGCCACCCAGAGAGGACAGUGAAAACCGGAUCAGCAAGUGCAAGAGAAAAGACUGGAGUCUGAGCAAGUCCCAAGUCAUCGCGGAGAAAGCUCCAGAACCCGAUAUGAUGAGCCCGGGCAGGAAGGUACAAAGGCCGAAGAGCCUCCAGCUGCUGGACAACCGGCUCACGCCGUUCCAUGGUGCCUCCUCUCCCCAGUCUGCCGCCUUGAGCCCGCCUCCACUCACUCCUAAAGCCGCCAGGACGCUAAGUUCCCCGUCUUUGCCGACAGAUGGGCUGCUGACUUCUCUCCCGCCUCCCCCGCCCCCCAAGAGCAAGCCCUAUGAGAGCAGCCAGAGGAACUCCACCGAGAUUGCACCCCCACUUCCUGUCCGAAGAGAAGCCAAAGCCCCGCCCCCGCCCCCGCCCAAGGCUCGGAAAUCGGGCAUCCUGUCUUCAGAGCCUGGAUCCCAGUGAGGCUGUGGUCCUGGCUCGGCCACCCCUGAGUGCCUUGGUCCGCUGUUGCCUGAAGAGGGUCGCCAGGAGAGCCUGGCCUCAUGGCACGGGCUCCCUGCUGGCUGCGCUGCCUGGCCAGAAAUGUUUGCCAGCUCAAAACUGGGUUGGUUCCUUUGAAAGCCUUUCUCCGGUAGAUGUUUGGAGACAUGCCGCGUCCUCUCCAGCCCGUGGCCAUCUGCCUGUGUUUUCAGAGUAGCCCCCUCCCCUCCAUUACACUUCAGCCUCAGCCGCAGACGCACCAGGCUCUGAAGAUGCGUCCACCGGGUCUUCCACAGCGACCGCGGACUGGCAUUGGAGCAGCUGGGUGGAUUUCUGGCUUUGCUUCUGGCAAUCCAGUGCUGAAGACUUGGUAACUUCUCUCCUGAGUGCAUCCCUGCCUGGCAUAGCCUCUAGGAAGACAAGAAUGCCAGGUCCAAUCUGGGAGCUGACAGUUCUUUCUCUAACGUCUGCGAUGUCCCCUUUGAGGGCAAGAGCACGCCUUUGUAAUGGGGCAGGACGGCGCUCAGCUGUGGAUGGCUUUUCACCACUAAGACACUAGGGCUUACUCCUUUCACACUCCCAAGUGUCCCUGGGUUCCUUUGAAGCUGGUUUGCAUACAUAGUUUCUCAUCCUGUGCUCUCCUCUGAGCUCAGAGCCAAGGCUGAAAAGAACCUAAGGGUCCCAAGCCCAGGCAAUUUCGUUUCUAGACCCCAGAUGGGUGACUUGGGAGCCCCUGCCUGCUGCCUGAUUUUACCGUGGAGAAUACAGUGCAAUAUUGCCCUUGGAUUAUUUAUUCUUCCUGUUCAUAGAAUUCGUUGGAUUACUCGCUAAUGGUACUAAUGAUACUCCUUUCAGAAGAAAAAAAAAAGGGUGAUUUG